UGUGGAAUCCAUUUCACACACUGCAGAAGCAACCGACUGCCAUGCCCCAGCAAGUGUGGAAUCCAUUUCACACACUGCAGAAGCAACCGACCGCCGUGCCCCAGCAAGUGUGGCAUCCAGCUCAAAUGCACCAGAAGCAAACGACUGCCAUGCCCCAGCUAGUGUGGAAUCCAUUUCACAAACUGCAGAAGCAACUGACCGCCGUGCCCCAGCAAGUGUGGCAUCCUGCUCUAAUGCCCCUGCAGCAGAAGCAACCGACCGCCGUGCCCCAGCAAGUGUUGCAUCCUACUCAAAUGCCCCUGCAGCAGAAGCAACCGACCGCUGUGCCUCAGCAAGUGUGGAAUCCAUUUCACACACUGCAGAAGCAACCGACCGCCUUUCCCCAGCAAGUGUUGCAUCCUACUCAAAUGCCCCUGCAGCAGAAUCAACCGACCGCCGUGCCUCAGCAAGUGUGGAAUCCAUUUCACACACUGCAGAAGCAACCGACCGCCAUGCCCCAGCAAGUGUGGAAUCCAUUUCAUACACUAAAGAAGCAACCGACCACCGUGCUCCAGCAAGUGUGGCAUCCUGCUCUAAUGCCCCUGCUGCAGAAGCAACCGAACGCAGAGCCCCAGCUGGGGUGGCAUCCUGCUCAGUUUCCCCAGCAGAAGCAACUAGCCCCUAAGCCUCUACUGCAGAAGGAACCAACCACCAUAACCCAGCAACCUCAGCAGGUGUGGCAUCCAGCUCAAAUGUCCAACAAUCGAACAUCCACUGAACCUCAGCAGCAAAAGCAACCAUCCACCACGCCCCAGCAAGUGUGGCAUCCAGCUCUAAUGCCCCUGCAUCAGAAGCAAACCGUGCCCCCUGAACCUCAGCAGAAGGAACUGACCACCAUGCCCCAGCAACAUGGGGUGGCAUCCUGCUCCAUUUCCCCCAGCAGCAGAAGCUGCAGAAGGAACCAACCUCCAUAA
Messenger RNA from Oncorhynchus gorbuscha (pink salmon), 953 nucleotides. Its product is annotated as PAX-interacting protein 1-like. The coding region runs from base 42 to 953 and encodes 303 amino acids. Lineage: Eukaryota; Metazoa; Chordata; Actinopteri; Salmoniformes; Salmonidae. The transcript has 3 exons. The record is from RefSeq and is a predicted model, not a curated record.